Messenger RNA from Porites lobata, 3486 nucleotides. The record is from the annotation of a GenBank genome assembly. Lineage: Eukaryota; Metazoa; Cnidaria; Anthozoa; Scleractinia; Poritidae.
AUGGAUCCCUCGCACUUGGAAUCAGCAAGCUUAUUUUAUAAGUCGUUUAAUUGAUACUGAUGAUUAGCAAGUUAUUGAAGAAUUUUUUCUUUUUUUCGAUGGCAGGUGGGGCCCGCAUAGUGUUGAUUGUUUUGCUAAUUAUUAUAAUCACAAGCUCCCCAAAUAUUUUCGAGGUUUUGGAACCCGAACACUUCGGGUGUUGAAUUUUUCUUUCAGUCUCUUCGAGGAGAAAAUUGCCUAGUAGUCCCUCCAGUUGGUAUCGUCCCACGGGUAUUGCAUUAUUUGAAAUAUCAGCAGGCCGUUGGUACGCUCGUUGUACCUCUUUGGCCAUCGGCUCAUUUCUGGCCUUUAAUUACCCACAACUAUAGCAGUUAUCUUGUGGCUCACAUUAUUCAUAUCAGCAAUGAGGUUCUAACCUGCGGAAGAAACCUUAAUUUGCUCUUUGGGUCUGAUAUAUGAUAGAAUAUAUUAUUGCCUUUGGAUUGAAAUUUACUGAGUAAUCCAUUGGACGGUGUGUCCAUUAGCCUAAUGAUUACUUACAUUUGGUGGUGCUGGCCAAAGCAAUGUGUUGUUUAUCUAUGCGGCACUGGCCUAAUUAAUAGGCUAUCAUUGCAUGUGGCGCUAUCCUAAACAGCGUAUAGUUCAUUUAUGUGGCGCUGGCCCAAUCAAUGGUUUUUUAUUUACGGGGCACUGGCCCAUACAAUGGUCUAUCGUCUUAUGAGGCACUGACACCAACAAUGGUCGAUUUUUGUACGGUUAUUAAAGGAUGUUCUUUUUUGUUGUUUUAGUAUAUAUGCUUUGUUCUUGUCUUUCCAGGUAAUCUUAUCAAGUAAUUCCUGGAGAGGCUUUCAACAAUUUUCUUCAAUCAACGUUAAUGAGGUUUUAGAAGUUAUGUUGAAGUCCAGGGCGGAUACAACUAAAAAAGCCUACGUUCCCGUUAUUAGAAAGUUUUUGGAGUGGUCUAAAAGUAGACAUUUCAACAUGCAGUUAUCUUUUCCUGUUAGUGUUGUUUCUCUAUAUUUAUUUGAAGUUCAGCAGUCUUGCACCUCUAGUUCCUCAGUAAUUUUAUAGCCCAUGCCAUAGUUAUUAGAGGAGACUGGUUAUGAAAAGCGGCAAACAUCAAUGAUAAAAACAACAGUGCUGCAGUUUAUGUUCAAAGCACCGUGAAAGUGCACAAUCCUUUGUUUGCUGUUGGCAAAUUGUUACGGAAUAAAUUAAUGCAACGUUUUUAUUGGUCAAUACAAUCAAAAUGAUAGGAAUUCUUUUGAACGUUGUGCACUUUCAGGUCCACAAAAACAUAUAACAAAGGAGUCUGACGGGUUUCAUAACCAUUCCACUCAAUUAACUAUGCCCAUGCUGCCCUUAAAUGGUUACAUUCUUUUGCCCCUAGUUUGGAUCGUAAUCCUUUGGAUAGUGAAUUUUGCAGGAACAUUAUCGAAUCUGCUAAACGCACGCCAGAAAUCACAGCCCGUUAUGAAAAAGAAGCUUAUUACCACAGACAUCAUAAGAGUAUUUUACAUAUUCAUGACAAGAAAGAUGCUAAUUUAAAGAAUCUUCGCAUCGCUGCGUUAGGCUCUUUAGCUUUUGCAGGAUGUUUUCGUUACGACGAAUUAUGCAAUAUCGUUCCUAAGCAUAUUGAAUUUCACAGCGAUUAUAUAAGAAUCUUUGUACCUCGUAGUAAGACAGACGUUUAUAGCGAAGGGAAUUUCGUCUUUACUAGUACAUCCAGGUCUAAGUACUGUCCUGUUAGUGUUUUACAGCGGUUUUUAGAUUUAUCUGGUAUUGACUUAUGUAGUCCUCUUCCUUUAUUUAGACCAACUGUUUUUCACCGUAGUAGUUCUAGCUAUACCCUGAGAAGUGGAAAGAUUUCUUACACUACUUAUACCUUACGUCAGCUGCGUUACAACCCUAAUGAUUAUGGUCUUUAUAGCUAGUUUAAGAUCUGGUGGUAUUACAUCUGCGGUACGUAAUAGUAGUAACUCGAUUCCAGAAAGACUUCUUAAAAUACUUGGUAGAUGGAAAUCUGAUUCUGCCAAGGAUAUAUAUGUUGAAGAAAGCCUUGAAAACAGGUUACAAGUAACUAAGUAUUUAUGUUUGUAAUGUAUUACCGAGCGUAUAUUAAUUUCUGCUUGGAGUGGUAUGUAAAGAAUUUUAAAAAAGAACAACAACAAUUUCUUUUUUGCAGUCCACUCUGUAUUAGUAUCUAUCUAUCUUAUAAUAAAGUGUUUUGGAUCCGCUUACGCAUCCUACCUUAUUUCUCGUGUGAUUUGUUUGUAUUACGGGAAUUUAAGGGUAAAAUGAUUUACGUUAGUUUGAGCGAAGCGAAUUAGAACGUAAAUUAAGCAAAUUUCAUGGAUCAUGAGAUGUCUAUUGAAGGAGAAGAAGUGUUUUAAUAAAGUGAGAAGUGUUUUAAUAUUACGAUUUGUCUCCAGGUAAUUCAAUUCACGGCUGCAUGUAGCCAGCAUAGCCUCCUCCUGUUGUCUAUUUUGCAAUUUGCAAUUUAAGUAGUGCCCUGGAAGUUCACAACUUUAGCAAAUGCGCAUAGUGAGUUCUUUUACCAUCAAUUUCCUUUCCUUUUUUUUUUUUUUUUUUGGCAAGGUUGGGUUGAACGUGUUGGUAUUUUUCUUUUUUACUUACCUAUGAUCUGCCAGGUGUUUCGUUCAAAUCACGGCUUUCUAAGUAAUAGCCAAAGAGACGAGACUUUGGGGUUGCUUUUCCGCUCCCUGACUUCUAUCAGUAAUUCUCUGGCCUAAAUGAAAUGUUUCUCAGGAACUUGGAUUUGUAUUCCAUUUAAACGUGACAUUUAAUUAUCUUUGCAUGGAACAAUCUCUUUUAAUCCUUGGAUGCUCCUCCUUUGAGUUUUAGUCUAUCUACGCGGUAGUCAAACUGUUGUUUCGGAUAUGGCCACUUGGAUUUGUAUUCCAUUUAAACGUGACAUUUAAUUAUCUUUGCAUGGAACAAUCCCUUUUAAUCCUUGGAUGCUCCUCCUUUGAGUUUUAGUCUAUCUACGCGGUAGUCAAACUGUUGUUUCGGAUAUGGCCACUUGGAUUUGUAUUCCAUUUAAACGUGACAUUUAAUUAUCUUUGCAUGGAACAAUCCCUUUUAAUCCUUGGAUGCUCCUCCUUUGAGUUUUAGUCUAUCUACGCGGUAGUCAAACUGUUGUUUCGGAUAUGGCCACUUGGAUUUGUAUUCCAUUUAAACGUGACAUUUAAUUAUCUUUGCAUGGAACAAUCCCUUUUAAUCCUUGGAUGCUCCUCCUUUUAGUUUUGGUCUAUCUACGCGGUAGCCAAACUGUUGUUUCGGAUACUCCGACCUCUUGGAUUUGUAUUCCAUUUAAACGUGAUAUUUAAUUAUCUUUGUAGAGCUUCCAAUACGAUCACUAUUAGAGUGAAAGUCGUGACUUGAAAUGAUAAUCAAAGGUUUUUAUUUCAUUUCCUUUCAGAAUGCUUGCAUAAACAUAUUUUACCUUUCCUGUACUUGGCUUGA